UAUAUUGGGGUGUCCAACUUUUUCACUGUCACACUUUCUCACUUCUGGGUUAGUUUGGACAGCAUCCAGUGCAACAUGUCUCAGUACUCUGGAAAGAUAGUAUUUUACGAAGGCAAAUGCUUCACUGGUCGGAAGCUGGAAGUCUAUGGAGACUGUGACAACUUCCAGGACCGGGGAUUCAUGAACCGGGUGAACUCUGUCCGUGUGGAGAGUGGGGCCUGGAUCUGCUAUGACCACCCAGAUUUCCGAGGACAGCAAUAUAUCCUGGAACGUGGAGAGUACCCAGAAUUUCAGCGCUGGAAUUCUCACAAUGACCACAUGGGCUCUUGCAGGCCUGUGAGGAUGCACGGGGAGCACUACAGAAUCGAGCUGUUCGAGGGCUGUAACUUCACCGGGCAGUGCAUGGAGUUCUGCGACGACUGCCCAUUCCUGCAGGGCCGUGGCUGGAACAAGAACUGUGUCAAUGCCAUUAAGGUUUACGGGGAUGGAGCCUGGGUAAUGUAUGAAGAGCCAAACUACCGUGGGCGCAUGUACAUCGUGGAGAGAGGAGAUUUCCGCACUCACAAUGAGUGGCAGGGACACAGCGCUAACAUCCAGUCCAUCAGACGGGUGGUCAACUACUUUUAAAUCCUGUGAUGAGUCAGACUGUAUCACUUUUACCUCUGCCUAGUGAAGCUAUAAAAUAAAAUACACACAAAAAAAAACA
Lepisosteus oculatus (spotted gar) is the source of this 706-nucleotide messenger RNA. RefSeq names its product crystallin, gamma N2 (gene crygn2). The record is from RefSeq and is a predicted model, not a curated record. Gene Ontology annotation, molecular function: structural constituent of eye lens. Gene Ontology annotation, biological process: lens development in camera-type eye; visual perception. NCBI's taxonomy places the organism in Eukaryota, Metazoa, Chordata, Actinopteri, Semionotiformes, Lepisosteidae.